GCGACGGGUCGUGCGUGCACACUCCCAAAACUAUCGUCCGCAGAGGCACAUUGAACGCCGCGCGAUUCUGUGUCUCGUCCUCGUGCUUCGUCGCAGAACGCGAUUACUACACCAUCUUCUGUCUCGCCAGUUCCCAUGCGGAGCAGCUAAUCGCUAACAGUUGACCGAAACCGGAAGCGAGCAGGAUGCCGACGUAACCGACCCGCGCGUCGCGACACGUCGCUAACACGCAGUGAUAGCGUAACAGUGAAUCAGAAUCUUCCUCUCGGACAUCGAUAGUGGAACGUCUUCUGAUAUGACAGUGCAGUGACUCGACCGAUCUUGUUGUUUAUUUGUUCGUUAAACGCCUUUCGACGGACGCGUUUCAAUUCACCGGGCUCGUUGCCGAUCGUUGGGGACGAGUCGGUGAGGCCCAGAGUCUCAACCACGGCACCAAAAUUGAGCUGGACUUGCACCAACGGGCCGCCGGCCACUUUAUGAGAGCCGGCGGCAACAUGUGCGACGGCUCCUUCACGGAGACCCUGCGCGGUAUGCAGGGUAUGCCGAGUACGUCGCCACCCGGUGGCGCGGGUGUCGGCCCCAUGGGGGUUGGCCUCGGCAGCCCCCUCGGCCCGACCACGAAGAAGACGCAGGUGGAGCACAUUAAGAGGCCGAUGAACGCGUUUAUGGUCUGGUCACGGCUCCAGCGACGGAAGAUCGCGCAGGAGAACCCCAAGAUGCACAACAGCGAGAUCUCCAAGAGAUUAGGAGCCGAAUGGAAGCUGUUGACCGAGGACGAGAAGCGGCCGUUCAUUGAUCAGGCGAAAAGGUUACGAGCACAGCACAUGAAAGAACAUCCCGAUUACAAAUACAGGCCGAGAAGAAAGCCGAAAACUUUGCGGAAGGAGGGCUACCCUUACAGCAUUCCGUACCCCAGCGUGCCAAUGGAUGCAAUCCGAGCUGGGAUGGCCGGCAGCAUGGGACAAGCUGGAAUGGGCUCGUACUACGGUCCUGCCGCAGCUUAUGGUUCACUAUCGGCGGCAAGCAUGGCUGCGGCGGCGGCAGCGGCUGCCCAGCAGUCUGCGGCGGCGAUGUCCGCGGGCCUUGCGGCACCUGCUCAGGUGGUCAGUUCGAUGGACGCGAUGAAGUACUCGAUGGAGGCGGACAAGUAUCGCGCGGCGUACAUGCCACCCAGCACCCUGGCAAUGAGCAUGUACUCGGACCCGAAGUACCUGGACUCGAGUCCGAAGUCGUACCUGGACCGCAGCUACCUGGACUCGGCGAAGGCGUACUUCGAGCAGUCGAAGCUGUACAUGGACCAGAAGCCCUCGAUCACGGAUUACAAUCGGCCGAGCUACGAGCACAACAAGCUCUACGAGGAGUCGAGCCCCGGCAGCGUGGUGGGCGGCGGUGGUUCGACGAGGUCGCCCGCGGCGGAGUCGCCGGACAUGAGCAAGCAGCACGAGAGAACCGAGCAAGGCUCGUCCAGCGCCAGCUCCACGUCGACGUCUUCGGCAGCGAGUCCUGGAGCAAGCCUGCCGGCCUAUUACCCGGGGCCCGUUCAGAGCAGCGGCCUGCUGGGACCACAGAUGAGCCAGUACAGCGGCUACCAAACCGCUCCAACACCGGGGAACGAGUCGUUCCGACGACCUCUCACUGUCAUCUUCUGACCCGAUAGAACGUAGCUCUGAUCCUACUUCGAGGAGCAGUUUCCCUAGAGAGCCGGUCCGCGGGACUGGUCCGGAGGUGUUCGGAGGCGAAGCUGUGAAAUGUGAUUACUGUCGGAUCGAGGGCCCGCGCGGUUGGAAUGCGUCGGCUCGGUGACGCCCGGUGACGCGGCACGGCACUGGGUGCCCUAAGCGCGAAGCUACCGAUGCGGAAAGUCGACCUGGACGUGUGGGCUUCGGAGGGUCUUGUCGGGCUG
Messenger RNA from Megalopta genalis, 1903 nucleotides. RefSeq lists its product as uncharacterized. Gene Ontology annotation, biological process: positive regulation of transcription by RNA polymerase II; brain development; negative regulation of transcription by RNA polymerase II. The record is from RefSeq and is a predicted model, not a curated record. NCBI's taxonomy places the organism in Eukaryota, Metazoa, Arthropoda, Insecta, Hymenoptera, Halictidae. Gene Ontology annotation, molecular function: DNA-binding transcription activator activity, RNA polymerase II-specific; RNA polymerase II cis-regulatory region sequence-specific DNA binding. Gene Ontology annotation, cellular component: nucleus.